Molecule: messenger RNA, 4539 nt
Organism: Closterium sp. NIES-65
Lineage: Eukaryota; Viridiplantae; Streptophyta; Zygnematophyceae; Desmidiales; Closteriaceae
Source: the annotation of a GenBank genome assembly
AUGGCAGCCGGCCAGAAAGCCGCCGAAGCGGCGCCGACCUCGCUAGAUUUCCCCCUGCAUCUAGACAUCGGUAGAGGACACACGGCCAAGUUCGAAGAGCACGACUACGCCGUUUUGACAAACCCUAUGAUAGAGUUUAACGCCCGUUGCUUGGGACUCGGUCUCAAGACCUCGAUCCGGCACGCCGACCCGCAGACAGUGAAGGAGUGGCACCGCGACGAGGCGAUCCGCGUGCUGAAGUUUUUCCGGACCGCUGUUCUGGCCGAGCUGCGGCGCGAGGGUAGGAAAUGGGAGUGGGCGAAGCCGUCCGAAGACGAGGUGCAGGAGAGGCUCGCCGACUGCGACGAACCCCUUCGAGAUAAAAUUCCCGAUACCGUCCGGGACUCGGACGCGGGCUCCGGCCUGCUAGCAAUGAGCGCGUUGAUCUGGGUUGUGAGGCGGUUCCAGCGCCUGACCGGCGACCUCCGUCGCAUUGCCACCAGCAUGGACAAGCCCACCGUCUCGGGGUUGAAGGCGCUGCGGAACGAGAUGGUAGCCCUCAUCAAGAAGCAAGUCCCGCUCAUACGGUCGGGGAAAACCGUUGUUGCUGCCGACGCCUGUGACGACGACGGGGAGGAAGUCCAUUCUGCAUCCGUACCAGUAGGGGUCGCCCCGAACGUCGCUGAUGCGCGUGGCAAGUCGGGAGUCGGCGUCGACGAGGCCGAUGCGGCCGCAGGAAAUGGGGUGACCGGGACCGAGGUUGUUCACGGGGAUGAUGAUGGGGUCCAGGAUCGCGAGGAGGAACGUGAGGGUGAGGGGGGCUCGGAGGAGUCGUCGGGGUCGAUGUCGGGGUCGAGGUCGGGGUCGGGAUCGGGCUCGGAGUCGGAGUCGGAGGAGGAGCAGGAGCAGGAGACGCAGGAGCACGAGAGGCAGCACCAGGAGGAGCAGUUGGUAGAGGUGGAGGACGUGGAAAUGGCGGAGGGGUACGUUGUCGGAGGAGCGGAGGGGUACGUUGUCGGAGGAGCGGAGGAAACGGGUGGGAGAUCGGCGGAUGUCGAGAACGACGAAGGGGAGGGGAAGGGUGCGACAGCGAAUAUCGGCGAGGUCGGCGUGGAGGCGGCUCACGGAGGUGGUGGCAUGGUCGAGGUCGGUGAAGGGGAUAACGCCGCGGUCCCGGAGCAGAGGGGCGUGGAUGUGCAUACCGAUGCCACCGCGGAGAAGGCCGGCGGGGAGCGGUCUAGGAGGAAGAAGGCGGCGAGCGGUCAUCCCGGUUCCACCGCGGCUGGGCGGCAGGCGCGGCUGGACGUCGUCGAUCAGCUGAGGGCGGAGAACAGGCGAUUGCGUGCAGACAAUGCACUCCUUGAACGGCGGCUCGGUGAGCAGACGGGGCGGGUCGACAGCUUGGCGGCGGCAUUAGCUGGGCUCCUCGAGAAGUUGAAGGGUUUGACCGCCCAGGUCGCCGACACCGACCGGAAAUCGGAGGAGCGCCUCAAAGAGGCCACGUCGACCAUGGCGACCACAAUCACCGAGGGCCUCACCGACAACAUGGACAGCGCCAUUCAAUCGGCCAAGUCCUUCGCCGAGCUAGCGAGGCAGACGCUGCUGGAUCUUGACGACCCCAAGGGACGAGCGGCGGUCGCACGCGCGACCGCGGUGAAGACAGUGACCGAGCACGUGACGGCGGAGGUGGGCGAGGCGAGGAAGGGGUUGGAGGAGUCGUUCAUCAAAUACAUCGGCGCCGCGCAGACCAACAUUGCCGCCGCCGUCGCGCCCCGCCUAGUCCAGCCGCCGCCGCCUACCGGCCCAGCGCAGGCCUUGCCGGAAGAUUUCCUGAAGUCUUUCAAGGAGGACGUGCUGAAGGCGGUGACGGAGACCACGCAGCAGUCCUUCCUCGCCUCCGGACUGAAGAUAAUGGCCGAGGUCGUCGGCACGGUGGCGUAUGCUCGGCGUGGGUCGUCGCCGUCGGCAAACGACGCCGGCCAAGCGCAACCUACGGAGGGCUUGAAGCUGGGUCACAAGAGGCGGGGAGGCGGCGGGGGGGGCGACGGGGACAAUUCGGCGAACACGAAGCGGAGCAAGGGAGGCGGGGGGUCUGGCGGCGGGGGGGGGGACGGAGACGAUUCGGCGGGCGCGAGGCGGACCAAGGGAGCGGCUGGUUCUCGCGUCGCCGGCGAUGGGAGCAUGGGAGCCGGCGACGGCAGUUCGUUGAAGCAGUCGGGGAAGAGCGUGGUCGACAUCCUCAGGAAGCACUGGGCUCAGGUUGGAGCGGCCAGCACGGGCCAUGGUGGUGGGGGUCCCGCCGACGAGCAUGCCACUGAUGACGCACUGCCAAUGGCUCCGCCUUCGGUCGGCGUUAAGCCACCACGACAGGGUAGCGGUGUGAAAGGCCUGCGCGACAAGGAGAAGGCCGCCGCCAAAACGGCCCCAGGCGGGUCCGCGAAAGCUGGCCAGGGCCCGAAGACAGGGGUUGCGGAGGCGUCAGCGGUUCCUCACCAGUCUCCCGCGGGUGCACGCCAUCCGACCGGACCGUCUGCCGGGCGACCUACCGACGUCCCGCGCCAUGCCGACGUACCGUCUGCCGACAAGGUUGGCCGCGCGGGAAAAGGGGCGGCAGUUGCGGACGCGCUCAAGGAGCAGCUCAGGCUCCUAGCCGGCCACAGGGCUGUUCAACAGGCCCCCCCUGCUGUCGACGUCCCAUCGGCCAGUGGGCCACGUGUAGUGCCGGUCGUCGCCGCCCGUACUCCUGCAGACCCAAAGUCCGUGUUGUUGCGCGCCCAGCUGGGCGCACUAGCGUCGACUGAGAGGACUCAGCAGGCUUCUGGCUCUGGCUCUAAGCCGUCGUCGGCGAAUGUCGCACCACCCACCCAUGUGGCAGCUGAUGUGGAGAAGGCGGCGGAGAAGGGCGUUCGUGCCGCGCUUGCCACCGGCGGCGGCGCCGUUGAGGAGGUCCCCGCAGACGCUGAUAUCGCUGCCAUACAGGCCCAUCUGGAUGCAGCCAAUCCCCGAACCCUGGCCAUCUCCGACACGGAACAUGUGGAGCCUUCGGCGGGACUCGUCGGCAUCGCGGCAGAGCCUAGUGCGACCGGUGAUGCGGUCGGUGAGGGAAAGUCGAAACGGAAGGGGAAGGCGGGCUCACAGAGGAAGACGCGGGAGAAGUCGGAGGUGAAGGCAGCGGAUAAACAGAAGGGGAUGGCGGCGGAGACGGCGGCGGACAAAGAUCGAGGCGGCAUUGGGGAGGUUGAAGGGAAAGGGGAGAAUCAGAAGUCGCCCGGCGAGGGUACGUCGACGGGGAGGAAGGGGAAGGACAAGUCGGUCGGAGAAGGUGCGUCGACCGGGAGAAAGGGGAAGGAGAAGGCGGUCGGCGAGGGUUCCUCGAAGGGGAGAAAGGGAAAGAGGAAGGCGGAGGAGGAGGAUGAGGAUGUCGAGGAGGUGGAGGAGGUCGAGCAGGAGGAAGAGGAGGAGGAGGAGGAGGAGGAGGAGGAGGAGGAGGAGGAGGAGGGGAAGGGCAAGGAGAGGAGGGGUCAUGGCAUCCGACACGAUACCUCGGGCGACAAGCAAGGGUGGGUCGGCGAGAUUAAGGUGCACGGCAUCAAUCGAUACAUCGGCAAGUCGCGGGACAAGAUGGAGCUCGCGUAUGUUCACUCCAUCGCGUACGUCGUCUACGACGGUUUCGUGAGCAAGGUGCUCAUGACCGAGCUCACCGGCUUGGACAGCGCCGAAUUGGAGAGGUGGAAGGAGGUGUGGGAGGAGGUCAGGAUCUUGCCGACAGGGAUGUGGACGGUGAUGUGGGCCCGGGGUACGCUCCUUCCAAAGACACGGCUGACGGAGAUCCUCGACGCGUAUCGCCAUUACAAGUCCACAGGCGAUUGUCUCCACGCCGCGCUCCUGCCAGCGAUAUGGUACCCAGUCGAUGCUAGCACCGAGGAAGGCCGGGAGAAGUCGGCGUCCAUGGUGUCGGCGAUGAUAGGCCGCGUGUCAAUGUGCGCUGCAUAUGGGAAGACCGCUGCGGCAGCGGCGAAGAAGGAGGGAGACAAGGAGGAGAAGACGGAUAUGGCGGCAUGGGCGUUAGCAGCAUCCGCAUGCGCUGUGUGGUGCUUCGUCGAGAACGGCGAUGCCCAGCUGGCGGAUGCUGUGGAAGAAGGGAAGUCGGCGGCGAUCAUCGGCGGAGCGAGCCAGGCGACCGCCGAUGUAUUCGGAAAAGUCAUGGAGGCGGUGCUGAAAGCCGAGAUGAACAGGGACCGCCCCCUGGGAGAGGUUGCCUACAACGUCGCGCCAGCACUCCAGAGGACCGCCCUUGAUAGGGUCUAUCCGGGGGGGAAUGCUGGAGUAGAUGCCGACGUUAUCGCUAGAGCAACGGUUGAGACGAUGGCGUUUUGGGGAAUGUGCCCCAUCGCCGGGCCGAAACUAAGAGCGAGGGACAUCGCGGUGCCGAUUGACGCGCAGAUGAAGGCCGAUCUUGACAACAGGGGGAGGAAGGGUCUGAGGGGCAAGAAGGGGACGAAGACCAAGGGCGGCACGGAGAAGGUCAAGAAGUCGAAGAAGGACAGCACGACGGCCUAG